Molecule: messenger RNA, 1544 nt
Organism: Magallana angulata
Lineage: Eukaryota; Metazoa; Mollusca; Bivalvia; Ostreida; Ostreidae
Product: 4-hydroxyphenylpyruvate dioxygenase-like protein
Exons: 5
Coding region: 216-1451 (411 amino acids)
Biological process (GO): aromatic amino acid metabolic process
Molecular function (GO): 4-hydroxyphenylpyruvate dioxygenase activity
Source: RefSeq, a predicted model, not a curated record
AUCAAGAUCAAAAGCAUGUAGUGGAUGUCAACACAAAGUCAUGAUUCAAACAUCGAAAUGUUUGCGUAACGCAAUUCAUAAAUGGAAAUGUAUGGUUAGUAAAUGAGAAAUGACUCUUUAGAAAAAUUUUGUCAAAACUAAACCUUUAAAAGCAAUUUUGACCAUCGUUGAAAACAAAACCGGCUUAUUGCAUACUGUCAGCUGUUGAUGCAGUGAUGGAGUCAGGAUCGUUACAUCAUGUCGAAAUAGGAACAACAGACGGACCUGCUGUUGUAGCUUUAUUCAAAAGAAUAUAUGGAUUCAAAUGUAUUGCGCAGCGAUCACGAGCUUAUUGUGAGCAAUGGGUUGUAAAGGCCGGGAAAGCCGCGAUUCUGGUAACAGAACCAAAAUGUCACCUUGAAAAGAAUGAUGAGAAUAAGGAUACCCACAACGAUCCGCUGUUUAACAAAUGUUGGAGUUCUAGUAGCAACAAACCCCUUGAUGGUGACUCUGUGUUUAACAUCGCUCUUAAGGUGACAGAUUUGCAGAAAGUUAUUAACAAUGUGAUAGAAGGGGGAGGGGAGGUUGUUACAUCACCCGUCAGUAUUAAAGAUGAGCAUGGACAGGUAGAUAUAGCUGUCGUUAAAUCUUGUAUCGGUAAUGUGUAUCAUACACUGCUUUGUUACGAUGGUUAUGCUGGCGAUUUUCUGCCUGGAUUUACAACUGCUGAAAACAAUUUUAUUGAAACCAAUAUAAACUGUGGUCUAGUGACCCAUAUAGAUCAUAUCGCCUUUGUCUGUGAUCAAGGAUCCACCCCUCAAGUAUUGAAGUGGUAUGAAAAAUGCUUCCGCAUGAAGAGGUUUUUUAUCAACAGCAAUGAGGAUGAAGAUGAUGGAUUUUUGAUAAGUGAUACAGGUAUAGGAAUGAGAAUGAAAGCCAUGGAGUACUGGAAGUGUUCCGAGACAGGGCUUACAUCAGGGAAUAGUCAGGAAUCCAUUAGAUUUGUCCUUGUUGAGUCUCUAAAAGGUCAAGGUGCAAACCAAGUGGACAUAUUCCUAGAGGACCAUGGUGGCCCCGGGGUGCAGCAUAUGGGACUCUAUACUCCAGAUAUUAUGUCAACUGUUGCCAUCUUCAAACGAAGUGGUGCCCAAUUUGUUGAAACACCACAAGCUUAUUAUGAAGAUGAACAGAAACUCUCAGAGAUGAAGAAGGUUGGAUUUAAUGUGGAAGAUCUUAUGUCCUGUGGCGUAUUACUGGACACUGAAGCAGAUGUUGAUGAGGACUCCAAAAACCAGUGUGAAAACCAUAGAUACUUACUCCAAAAGUUUACCAAGCCAAUCUUCAGUAAAAGAACAUUUUUCUUGGAACUGAUUCAGAGAGUUGGUGCCCAGGGUUUUGGUGCCGGGAAUAUCACGGCCCUGUGGAGGGCAGUCCAGGCCUAUCUUACCCAGAACACAAAACCAAGCUCUUGAUGUUACCCAGACAUAGACAACCAUUUAUUUAUGUGAUGUGAAAUAUGGAGUAAAAAUAAAUAUUUCUGCUGUCUCAGCCUUAUGUUACCAAUA